UGAAAAGUCUGGCUUUAAAUGCAUCGGAGGGAACGCAGCUCAGCCAUCUUCAGCAAUUGCUUCGAGGAUGAGCAGAUCGCGCGCAGACACUCGUGGGCAACUGUGAAGUAGUCGGAACCGAUCGGGACAAACGAAUUUUGGUUUUCGUAGAACAUUGAUCUGCACUCUGUCAUAGACAGCUGAGACAGGAUAUAGAAUGGCACUUCUGAAGCAAAUGCGGCAUCUUUACCUCAGGAGACCCCCAGGCAAGGCGGAGAACAGACACUCUCUGCUCUGCGCUCUCGGUUUCCACCAACACUCUGCAAGCCAGUCUCCACCAACAGUUGAGGAAAAUGUGCUGCCCGGAAACUGUAUUCCUUCGACAGCAGCAGUCGGACAAGACACUCCAGUAAAGACACUGAAAGAUAUGCCAGGACCAAGCACUGUCAGUAAUAUUAUUGAGUUCUUUUAUAGAGACGGUUUCAGUCGAAUCCACGAAAUACAGCUGCAGCACAGUCAGAAGUACGGAAGAAUCUUCAAGUCGCGGUUCGGUCCGCAGCUGGUCGUGUCCAUCGCCGACAGGGAUAUGAUAGCUGAGGUUCUAAGGGCGGAGGGCGUGGCCCCUCAGCGUGCCAACAUGGAGUCAUGGCAGGAGUACCGUGACAAAAGGGGGCGUGCCACGGGCCUCAUUUCCGCGGAAGGCGAGGAUUGGCUGAAGAUGCGGAGCGUGCUGAGGCAGCUGAUCAUGCGGCCGCGCGACGUCGCCGUCUUCUCCGACGACAUCAACGGCGUGGUGGCCGACCUGCUGGCCCGGGUCCGAGCGCUGCGCGGCCAGCAGCCCGACGGCCUCACCGUGCUCAACGUCAACGACCUCUUCUUCAACUACGCCAUGGAGGGCAUAUCCGUGAUCCUGUACGAGCGGCGGCUGGGCUGCCUGGAGGAGCAGAUCCCCCGGCUCAGUCAGGAGUACAUCGCUGCCGUGCACCUCAUGUUCAGCUCCUUCAAGACCUCCAUGUACGCCGGGGCCAUUCCCAAAUGGCUGCGCCCGCUCAUCCCCAAACCCUGGAGAGAUUUCUGCCACUCCUGGGACGGCCUCUUCAAAUUCAGUCAGGUCCAUGUGGACAGGAAGUUGUCAGAGAUUCAGGCUCAGCUGGCUGCUGGGCAGGAAGUGAAGGGUGGGCUGCUGACCUACCUUUUGGCAACCAAGGAUUUGACUUUGGAGGAGAUCUAUGCCAACAUGACAGAGAUGCUCCUGGCUGGAGUGGAUACGACUUCAUUCACUUUGGCCUGGAGCACCUACCUGCUGGCCCUCCACCCGCAGGUGCAGCAGCAGAUCUACGAGGAGGUGGUGCGCACGCUGGGGCCCGACAAAGUCCCCGUCUCCGAGGACAUCCCCAGCCUGCCCCUCAUCCGAGGCCUGGUGAAGGAGACGCUCAGGCUGUUCCCGGUGCUGCCGGGAAACGGCCGCAUCACGCAGACGGACCUCGUGGUCGGGGGCUACCUCAUCCCUGCAGGGACUCAGCUGGCUCUGUGCCACUACAGCACGUCCAUGGACGAGGACACCUUUCCCGGCGCCACGCAGUUCCAGCCGCAGCGCUGGGUCCGGAGGGACCCCACCGACCACGUGGACAACUUCGGCUCCAUCCCCUUCGGCCACGGCAUCCGCAGCUGCGUCGGCCGCCGCAUCGCCGAGCUGGAGAUGCACCUGGCCCUCACGCAGCUGAUCCAGAAGUUCCGUAUCCAGGUGUCGCCGCUGACCCAAGAGGUCCACGCCAAAACCCACGGGCUGCUCACCCCCGGCGGCCCCAUCAACGUCCAGUUUGUGGACCGGCAGUAGGGCCUGCCCUGCUCAACCGCCACGUAAAGCGCUAGGCCAUCUACCCCUGAUACACCUCGCUAUGGGACAGGGGUAUCACUUUUACCCCUCGCUGUGGGACAGGGGCAACAGUUUUACCCCUAAAUGUGGGACAGGGGCAUCAGUUUUACCCCUCACUGUGGGACAGGAGUAUCAGGGUUAGCUAUGUAGGCUGCACUGCAUUGUCCUCCUCAGCCAAUCUCACCCACAGACUGCCUAGCCCCAAAUGAGUGUGCCGAUGACGAUGAUGACGAUGAUGACCCUGAACCAAUUCCAGUGAGGGUCACACUUCAGCCUCCUCGUUCUUCCUUCUCUUCCUUUCGUCUUCACAAAAUAAUCUUAGUUAGAACAAGAGAAACUCUUAGACAUUGUAUAGUGAAGAUGCUCAGGCGCUGGUUGGCAUUGUAGUUGAUGACGAAAGACAAUUCAGAGGAUGUCUGUCAGUUUAACGGGAAAAAGAUCUCCCUCCUCUGGCACCGUCCCACAAAGAGGAGCUUUUGGUUCGGUCAAGAUGACAUUCUGUCUGAUAAAUUUAACAGUAACUGAGUUUUGUAGAUACUGUAUGCUUAUAACAAUGACAUUUUGAUAUGUUAAUUAUUAGGAUCACUAUGACAUGUCCUUAAGAGGAUGUACUUAAUUAGUAAUCGACUACACCAUCAAUUCCAAAGAUAUUAGGAUAUGUAGUCUCCCAUAUUAUUUUUACAAGAUUUAAAUAUAGACAUAUGUAUUCAGUUUGUGUUUCCUAAAUUUCAUAUUACAUUUUAUGCAUUGAUCUUCAGAGUACCAAAUAAAUCAAGCUCUUAUUAGUUCAUGUAGUCUUUACAAACACAUAGACACACAAAGAACUCACAGAUAAACGUGUUUUGUUUAAUUUAGUUAAAUUUCUAAUGUAAUAAUUUCUGUUUUGAUCUUUGGUAGAUGUAGAUCCAUUAUAAUUGGCAUGUUAGACACUGGAUUUAUUUAACAAGUCAUUACAGCUGCUCGAAUGUGGGAUAGACCAACUAAUGAAAGACAUUAGGAAAAAUGAACCUGUUAAAGCUCUUAAGAAUAGAACUAUUUAAUGGUGGAGAGUAGGCCUAGGUCUAAAAGUGUGUGCAUGUAAUUGGGAAGGAAAUUAAAACAAAUGUGGCAAAAGCUUUAGCAUGUUGGCUGAAGGAAACUGUUACUCUAAUUUAAUUCACUGUGUCUAAUUUAAUCCAUGUCAUUAAAAAUGAUGACCCCCAGGACUAACCAUGUAUGUUUCACUGAACAGAAGAGUCUGAAUGUUCACAUGUUUAUUUGAAAUUAAAGUGCUUUGUAGGAACUGUGA
Messenger RNA from Anguilla rostrata (American eel), 3143 nucleotides. RefSeq names its product cytochrome P450 27C1 (gene cyp27c1). The record is from RefSeq and is a predicted model, not a curated record. The coding region runs from base 197 to 1816 and encodes 539 amino acids. Gene Ontology annotation, biological process: cholesterol metabolic process; C21-steroid hormone biosynthetic process; cortisol metabolic process. Lineage: Eukaryota; Metazoa; Chordata; Actinopteri; Anguilliformes; Anguillidae. Gene Ontology annotation, cellular component: mitochondrial inner membrane. The transcript has 9 exons. Gene Ontology annotation, molecular function: heme binding; iron ion binding; monooxygenase activity.